CAACUGUACAGUUAUUUGAUUUAAAUUCCUUGUAUAGUUUGACCCGGAUACGCGGAUUAAUUCUAAGGUCAAAGUAGUAACUGUGAACUCCACAAAGAAAGGAACAUGGUCGUUUUCAAAUAAAAAGUUUGAAGUUUGAGCGUGAUAUUUUCCAUUCUGGAGCAUUUUGGUGGAUUAUUCAAUACACUGGAUUGUGUUCCAAGGAGUUAUGCGUCAUAGCUGAUAAAUCUAAAGGAUCAUCAAUUUACUACUGCAGAUAAAUCUCUUUGGUUGGAUGCUGUCAAGUACAACUACAAUGGAAGGAGUGCCAGAUAAAGAACUCAAUGACUUGUUAGAUUUUAGCGCAAUGUUUUCCCCACCCAAUGCCAUGGGUAAAGGACCUAUGCCUGUUCCUCCUAAUCCGACCAAUGGAAAUAUGGACCCUUUAUAUUACAACAAGCAAGCACUGGAUAAUGGGAAUACUUGGGAGUCCAAUAACCAAACUAGUCCAAACUAUCAGACCAGCUCUAGAUAUAUUGAGGGAGGUGGGACACAAAGCUUCAAUGGCCAGCUCAAUGACAUGCAGCAUCCCUUUGCUACGGGACAGAAUGGUGACAUGCCUGCUUUAAUGAAUAAAAAUGACCCAUACAGAUAUCCUCCCUCACGAGAACCAGGAAUACCAGCACAGGGUAUGAUGAGUAAUAAUAUGCCAAUGUCUCCCCCAGAUUCUAUAUCUCCCACAGGAGGGAAACCAGGAUCUCCUUAUUAUAUGAUGAAUAAAAGAAACGAAGGACGAGGGGGUAAAUUCACGCCAACACCUCAGAACACAGAUCCAAAAAACAGGCGGAAAAGUGGCGGUUCAGUCUACUCACCCAGUCCCGAUGAGUUCAAUCAAGACUCACCCAGAUACACUUCCCCCAAGCCAGGCAGUCUUUAUGGACCAGGCUCAGAAUACUUUCAAGUUGGACCAGAGAGUUCUCAUGGUGCUCCCCCUGGCGGGUCAUGGCAGAACGACAAUGUCAUUCCUUCCUCUUACCCUUCUUCUCACCCUCCUCCUCAAUCAUCAUAUACACCAAAUAUGCAUUCAGAAAAUGUGCCCAACACACACUACAUGCCUACCCCUAAUGCGUUAAGUAUGUCCAGUCUUCCCUCUAUGUCCUCCUUCCAGCCUACCACCACUAUGUCGUCAACACAAAGUUAUACAGGGACAUCACCGCCCAUCAAUGGUUCAGAUCUACCAAACCAGGGAAGCUCACAAACUAGGGACGUCAUGCGAAAUGCUCUUGCCUCAAUAUAUUCAGCUCCAACAGACCAUCCUAGCGGCAACUAUAGCUCAACAUCAUCUACUCCUGUCUCUUCCCCUCCCCCAAUGCCAGGCACAGGUCAAACUAGUCAGUGGCCACGAUCUUCUCAGAGCACUACCUCCCCCUUCGAGAGUCAUUUACACUCACUGCAAUCCGUAGGGGAGGAUGACCAGUUUAAUGAUGCAAUAACUAAUGUACUUCGAGAUCAGACCGAGAAAUCUUUUAACCUUCCACAGCAAAGUCGAAUGGAAGAAAGACUCGAUGACGCCAUUCACGUGCUACGGACUCAUGCGGGGGAAGCCAUCCCAGGAGGAAUGGGCAGCCAUAUUUCCCACACUAUGCCGCAUAUGAUGUCACAUUCCAAUGGGAUUAUGGGGAAUAUGAACUCUGUGUAUCCUCCACCAAUGGGAAUGCCUGGGCAUAUAGACAGCUCCCAUAUGCCUAGCAACCACCUUGGUCAACCACAUCCGAGUCAGCUAUCAGAAGACAGAGGCAGGAACACAUUAACAUCAUCACAAACUUCUGAACCCACAUAUAGUGCUUUAAGAACUGAAAGUGAACAGAACAGUAGUACAGAUGGAAACAUAAAAAUUGAAAAAAUAGACAAUGAAAAUGAAAAAAUAUCUGAAAAGGAUGAGAAACCAGGAACAGUGUUAACUAGUGGCGGUUCAGUGACAUCACAAGCUCCCGGCUCUGCUGUCACAACUACGGCACCUGCAGCUAAACGUGCUAGAGUCGGAAAAAAAGUGGCCAAAAAGGAUAUGGGUAGUAUAGGCUCAAAUGAAGAUGAUGAUGAAGACGAUGAUGGUUUAGAUCCUGCUGGCAAACAGGAGCGAGAUAAAGUCCGGCGCCAAACCAAUAAUGCGCGGGAAAGAUUGCGUGUCAGAGAUAUAAAUGAAGCUUUUAAAGAACUUACCCAUAUGGUAACAAUACAUGUAGGAAGCCAACAACCCCUGACUAAAUUAAUGACGUUACAACAUGCAGUUACUGUUAUAACACAGCUCGAGGGCCAAGUGCGAGAGCGUAAUCUCAAUCCUAAAGCUGCUUGUCUAAAGAGACGAGAAGAGGAGAAAACAGAAGAACUCCCUGGCCGGGCACCACUAGGACCCGAUGAACUAGCUCAGCAGGUGGCGCAACAGCAAGCCAUGUCG
Owenia fusiformis is the source of this 2434-nucleotide messenger RNA. The record is from the annotation of a GenBank genome assembly. Lineage: Eukaryota; Metazoa; Annelida; Polychaeta; Sabellida; Oweniidae.